AGUACAGUUAUUUUUUAUUCACAGGAAGGGGGAAAAACACAGCUGUUGUUGAAAAAGAAAACAUCAAAAAUGCCUGCCCCAAAGAGAGACGCAUCUCCCCCCGAUUCUCAGCCCAAGAUAAAGAAGUUGGAUGAGGAUAACGAAGAUCUGCCGUGCAAGGCCACAACAGCUACAGAUUCCUCCAAAACGGGAAAUAUGCGAGAAAAGACAGUGGAACCCCGGACUAAGAAAAAACGCUCGUCUUCGAUGGAAGGGGAAAAUAAACCAACAAAGAUAUGUAAGCAAAAUUCCCCUCCAAAAGAUUUCAGCAAAACAUCAGACCCACCUGUCAGAAAAGCCAAGCUCUUGAUAGCCACAAGUGCCUCCUCGUGUGGUGAAACUCCCUCACUGAACGCAAAUUCCAAAGCUCCGUUAAAGCGAACUGCCUCCACGGAGUCUGAAGACGAAUUAAGUAGUGAUGGCAGCAAAGUUGACUUCUUCAGAGCAAGGGAUAGUGAUGACAAGUCGCGAUGCAUCAAAAAAUAUUCCAACAAGGUCAAAGCUAAGCGUCUGGCUGACGAGUCGUCGUCUGGUCCACAGGAGUCGAGCCAGAGUUUACUCGAUGGAAAUAUUUACCCUGUACAGAUAGAUCACAAUUAUGGUAAAUUUUCUGAAACCUCCUCUCUUCAAUGCCAAGAUCAGACGGAUGAAACAAAAUCUGCUGAAGCUUUCACUGACCCAGAGAGGCAAGACAUUUCAGGGGAUGUAUCACAAAAGGUGUCACUAGAUGCCUCAGUUUUACAAGAAGGGAGCAGUAAUGAGAACACAACAUGUGAAUCAGCAGCUGAAGUAAGUGUAUCUGUGGAAUUAGAGAACAAUGGGAAACAAAAUCUCAUAAUUAGUAAUGAAACACCAGCAUCCUCUGGAGAACUAGUGGAUUCCAAUAGAUCGGCCACAUCUGAGGAGGAGGAAUAUGAAAAGAAAGUUGAUGCAGAAUCCAUCAAAUUCCCUGAAGAUAAAUAUAAGCCACUAGUACCAUCUCAAGAAAUCCUAAGACGUGUGGGUACAGAGAGCACUUCAAGUUGUGUUAGCACAGAACAGAAAAAUGAAAAAGAGAAGUCUGAUUGCUAUUUGGGAAGUCAGACUCCUUUGCACACACAGUUUGUUUCUGGAGGAGAUGAAACACAAUCUAAAGUUACGGAGAGUGAACAUGAGUUGUCAGAAGCUACCAAAAUAGUUAGCACUUUUGAAGGCGACAAGGACUAUAAACUAUGUGAAGCACCAUCAAUGAAAACAAACUUUGCCCCAGAACAGGGCUUUAUUGAUAAUGGAAAACCGGAUUGUCAGACUGUGGAAAAUCUACCAGCAGAGAUUCAGACAGAUCUAAAGAUUCAGAAAUCUUUAAAAGGGGAAUUAAGUUCUGCAAGCAGACAAGACCAGGUGCCAGCUACAGGUGUCACUUUGUGUGAAAAAGAAGACAUUUUUUCUGCAAAAUCUGAGAAAGAAUUAGAAGAAAGCAACAAAGAUGGAUUAGAUUCUUUUCAAACUGCAACUAAUACUGAACCUUUGGUUAAAGUACAAUGGACUUAUGACACUGUGACUGCUGGGAGCUCUGCUAUACCAAACUGUGAGGAUGUUUGUGGGCAAACUUCUAUUGCUCCAGAAGAUCUGGAUCUCCAUGCAAAAGAUGUACAGCAUGAAGAAAAUCAUCAACUAUCUGGUGACAUAAGACAGACAUCUAUUGAAAAUUCUGCAGGCACAGGCAUGGAAAAAGACAGAUGUGUUGAGAGUGCUUCUGUACUUGAUAGCCAGAUCAAAUGUUAUUCAUCUAAUCUAAAUGUUUUAGUACAAACUGAAAGCGAGGAUACAUGUGAAUCUGCUACAAACCUACUGGAAAAUUGUAAUGAGGAUGACAUAUUGGAAAAUUGUCCAGUGAUUCAAAACAAAGAUGCAACAAACUCGGAUUAUGGUGAUGGACUUGAGGGUAAAAACAAAAUGGAAAUGGAGACUUUAGCAAGCUCUGAAGUCUUAACUACAGGACCUUUAGUUGGACUUCAAAAGCAGGAAGACCAGGAGGUCAGUCAACACGGGGUUUCUGCUAAAAUUCUAAUUCAGUUCCAACAUAAAAUGGAAACUGAGUCGGCUGUAGCAAGCAAGACUUGUAAUCCAGAAGUAGAGGUACAAAUUCUGGAUAAGCAAGCUAGUGAUCUGCCUCCAGAUACUCAAAAAAAUCUGAACACUGUAAUUUGUGACAGCACCGAAGAUGCUGAAGGUGUUGCUUCUGGUGAAAGUAAAAUAUUCUUGGAUGUGAAGACUGAUGCUGCACCAGAAACGAGUUUUAAUGUGACACAGACAGUGGACCCAGACAUACAGGUGAACGAGGAAGUGACCAAACCUCCCUCAGACAUUUCUGAGAAACCUCUGAAACAGCAGGAAAAGGAAAACAGUGAAAGCAGCGAAGAUGCUGAAGGUGUUGCUUCUGGUGAAAGUCAAAUAUUAUUGGAUGUGAAGACUGAUGCCGCACCAGAAACGAGUUUUAAUUUGAUACAGACAGUGGACCCAGACGUACAGGUGAACGAGGAAGUGACCAAACCUCCCUCAGACAUUUCUGAGAAACCUCUGAAACAGCAGGAAAAGGAAAACAGUGAAAGCAGCGAAGAUGCUGAAGGUGUUGCUUCUGGUGAAAGUCAAAUAUUAUUGGAUGUGAAGACGGAUGCCGCACCAGAAACGAGUUUUAAUUUGAUACAGUCAGUGGACCCAGACGUACAGGUGAACGAGGAAGUGAGCAAACCUCCCUCAGACAUUUCUGAGAAACCUCUGAAACAGCAGGAAAAGGAAAACCAUGAAAGCAGUGAAGAUGCUGAAGUUGUUACUGAUACUGUGGGUCAGUUAGUCUCACAUACCCAGACUGAAGCAAUGUUUGAGAUUUCCAACAGGAAUCUGGAAAAAGACCAUCAAGCCUUUGAGGAAACCGCUGACAUGACUGAUGCAGUUCUUAAAGAUCUGGAAAAUGCAAAUGAUGGGAUAAAUAACAAUGCUAAUUGUUUUCCUGCUGCUGAGGAUGAAAUGGAUGUGGAUCCACAGACUACAGCUUCAUCUCAUACCUGUACUGGGGGGCCAAGUGUGGAUACCCACUCUCAGACAAACCAGGAGGUCAGUGAACCCACAGCAGAAAAUCUAAAUGAUACUUAUAAAGAUGGGGAGGACAAUGCAAGAGAAGUUUGUGCAAAUGCUGCCUGUCAAAUAGAAGCUGAUGUACAGACCGCAACCUCGUCAGUGGAGGUCUGCAGCUCAGUACCAGCGAUGGACGCACAACACCAAAUGGGGAGUGGACUCACAGACAUGCCAAGGGAAUUUUUUGAGGAUCAUAAGGUUGAAGAUCACAAAACUGUUGAACAUGAUGUGGAUAUUAUAGAGCACAAGACUGUAAGUUGGUUUGAAACAGAGGAGGUUUCAAAUCCAUCUUCUGUGGAAGAAAAUGAAACCCAGACACCAGCGGCCUUCCAAAGAUCUGUGCUAGAAAUACAAUGUGAGCAAAUUCAGGAAGUGUGUGACCACAUGACUUAUAAAAUGGCCGAAACAGUGUAUGAAGAUUCAGAUAAUAACUUUCAAAACGAUGGAGACCCAUCACACACGGGAUCUCUAGUUUUGCAAGAGGAUACAGUUAAAAUGCAAAUACAGAUCCCCUCUACAUCAGAGAGUUCGGAAGUUUUACCUACAGUGGAAAUGCAUUAUGAUAACAGUCAAAAAGAAGCAGAUAUGGAGUCCACAUUAACACCAGAGCAAGUUUCCGGCGUCCCUGCUGGAGAAACACAAAGCAUCCCCAACGUUGAUGAACCAAAAACAGAUUCUGAGUCAGUAAUAGUCCAUGAAAGUUCAAGUAUUACUACAAAUGAGUAUGUCCCAAAUGAAAACAAACCAAUUGAAGAAUCUGUUUGCGUUAUUGAGAUGUCAAAUGAACCAGAAAUACCAGACAUUUCAAAGCAAACAGAUACUGCAGAGACCUCAGAACAAGUUUCAAAUGUGUCUGCUAUGGAAAUGCAAGACCAAAUGUGUCAAGAUGUUAAAGAUCUAAACGUAGAUCCCCAGCUUGUGACUUCAGCAGAACCUCAACCCAGAAUGAAAGAUCAACCCCAACCACAUUUACCACUUCAAACUGAAACACAAGUCGAGGAGUGCUUGAGAAACAGUCAACCUGAAAUGGAUCCAUCUGGAAAAAUCUGGAAAUUUUUUAAGGGGGCCAACUCAACUGAAUCUAACAAAAAUAUCAAUGAAUCACUUAAAGAAUACAACACUAUUGCAGAGUUUGAAAAGAACAUAAGUAUGCACCCACAACCUGAAGAGAUUUCAAAGCAAGCAGAAACACAGACUGCAGAGAUCUCAGAGCAAGUUUCAGAUGUGUCCACUGUGGAAAUGCAAGACCAAAUGUGUCAAGAUGUUAAUGAUCCAAACUUAGAUCUGCAGUUUGUGACUUCAGCAGAGCCUCAACUCAAAAUGGAAGAUCAGUCCAAAACACUUUUUACGCCUCAAACUGAACCGCAAGUCGAGGAGCAACUGAAAGUCACUCAGCCUGACAUGAAUGUAUCUGGAAAAAUCUGGAAAUUUUUAAAAGGGCCCCACUCGGCUGAAUCUAACAAAAAUAUCAAUGAGUCACUUGAAGAAUACAAAACUGUUGACAAGUUUGAACAAAACAUUAAUAUGCAAACACAACCUGUAGUAUCACCAGAGAAAAUUUCAAAUAUAUUUGAGAAAGUGGUGCAAGACAAAACAAGACAAGAGAAUAGCGAAGUUGCCCAGGUCGUCGCAGUGUCAGAAAAUUCAAACAAAAUGGAAGAAGUUGAAAACCCGAAAGUGACAGAGCCGACGCAAGAUGCGUCUCAAACAGAAGAAUUUCCAAGGAGUCCCUCAAUUGAUUAUCAGGAAAAUAAAACGGAUGAAGAAUAUGUUUGCUCUUCUGCAAACGAAAUGGAAAUCCAAACAGAAACAGCAGAGAUUUACAAACCAACAUUAAAAGCAGAGACAGAAAUUCAGGAGAUUAGUGAGUUCACCUCAUACUCUGAGGAACUAAAAAAUUCUUCUUUUACUGUUGAUGUUGACGCUACUGUUGCUUCUGAAACUCAUGAAGAAUUAGAAAUGAAAACAUCAGUGACAGCCGAGGAGAAUUUUGACAAGACAUUUGAUGAGGUGAUGCAGAACCAGGAAAGCCAGGAGGUCAUUGAUCAACUAAGUGAGGGUAAAUCUGAAUGUGAUUCUGAGAUAAAUGCUAAUUUUGAAGAUACACUGGCAUCCGAAAGGCCUUGCCUUCCUGGAGGUUUGGUAGAACACCAAAGCCUUUUGGUAGAGGACAUCAGCAACGAAGCUGUGGAGACAUCAUUCGAAAAUCAGAAAACGCAGCCUGUUGUUGGCGCUACUGUUGCUUCUGAAACUCAUGAAGAAUUGGAAAUGAAAACAUCAGUGACAGCCGAGGAGAAUUUUGAUGAGGUGAUGCAGAACCAGGAAAGCCAGGAGGUCAUUAAUCAGCUAAGUGAGGGUAAAUCUGAAUGUGAUUCUGAGAUGAAUGCUAAUUCUGAAGAUACUCUGGCAUCAGAGGGGCCUUGCCUUCCGGGAGGUUUGGUAGAACACCAAAGCCUUUUGGUAGAGGACAUGAGCAACGGAGCUGUGGAGAUAUCAGUUGAAAAUCAGAAAACGCAGCCUGUUGUUGGUGCUACUGUUGCUUCUCAGACUCAUGAAGAAUUGGAAAUGAAAACAUCAGUGACAGCCGAGAAAUUUGAUGAGGUGAUGCAGAACCAGGGAAGCCAGGAGGUCAUUGUUCAUCCAAGCGAGGGUAAAUCCGAAUGUUACUCUGAGAUGAAUGCUAAUUCUGAAGAUACUCUGGCACCAGAGGGGCCUUGCCUUCCGGGAGGUUUGGUAGAACACCAAAGCCUUUUGGUAGAGGACAUCAGCAACGAAGCUGUGGAGACAUCAGUUGAAAAUCAGAAAACGCAGCCUGUUGUUGGUGCUACUGUUGCUUCUCAGACUCAUGAAGAAUUGGAAAUGAAAACAUCAGUGACAGCCGAGGAGAAUUUUGAUGAGAAAUUUGAUGAGGUGAUGCUGAACCAGGGAAGCCAGGAUGUCAUUGUUCAUCCAAGCGAGGGUAAAUCCGAAUGUUACUCUGAGAUGAAUGCUAAUUCUGAAGAUACUCUGGCACCAGAGGGGCCUGGCCUUCCAGGAGGUUUGGUAGAACACCAAAGCCUUUUGGUAGAGAACAUCAGCAAUGAAGCUGUGGCGACAUCAGUUGAAAAUCAGAAAACGCAGCCUGUUGUUGAGCUGGAAGAAGAAGGAAUUGUGAGACAGACAGAAGCUGUCGUUGAGGAUGUUAAAGAGAAAGUCUGUGUUACUAGUUUGCUAAUGGAAAGUGCGGAUUCUGAAAUGGAGAAGGAAACGGGAAACCAAAAGAUUGAGACCAACACUAAUGCUAAAGGAGCUGGAACUCAGAGCAAUGAAAUGAUUAUUUUUAUUUCUGAGCAACAAGAUGACACUGUUGUUCAAGUACUGGAGGAGCCUAUUAAGAGUUUGAAUCAAUCUGAAUUUGAGCAUCAUGAAAACCAGGUCGUGUACGAACCCAUUAGUAGUCCAGAGAGUAUCGGAGAGGAGAUUUGUACAACAGCAGAGUUGCAUGGAGGAAUUUCUUUACUGGACCUACAGAACGCAGAGAACAACCACCUUGAAGGAGAUUUCUCAAAAUGUUCUGGUAAUCCAGACAUCACAAAUACUGAAGAUCAUAUCACAGAGGACAAGAAAACUGUUGAAGAAGAGAUUUGUAUCUCUAAUACUCAUGAACUCAAUGCAAUGGAAGCAGUCAACGAUCCACAAUGUGUUCCACAAUCACAAUUAGAACAUAGUACUACCACUGCAGACAUGAAACAACUAUCAGCCAUCAGCUCCAGCGACAACAUCUGCAUGACAGAUGCUAAAAAUGCACAAGAAAAACAGGAAAGUCAAAGUCAAGCAAAUGGCUCUCUGAAUUCUGCUGCAGAGUUAUCUGAGCAGCUGGAGGUGGAUCCUGGAGCGCAGGAGGCCGCAGAAAUAUCAGUGACGUUAAAUCCAGCUCAAACUGAAGUUACCGGAACAGAUCCCGCCGAAGAGUUUGUGAUCUUAGAGCCCGUCCCGGAAAGUGAAAUUCAGUUUGACAUCGUCACUCAGGCUGCAGCUGAAUCUGGUCUGUCGGCUUCACUGUCAAAGGAGGACUGCCAGGAUGGCGUUUUGGUUGAUGAAACAGCAAAUCAGAGUAUUUUGAAUGAUUCAGAGCAAAGACUGUUCUUUGAAGUUCCACCAUCUGGAGAGUGUGUAGAUGGAAUCGCCGUAGGUGAAGUUGCUGAUCAGGAGACAAAAACAGUCAUUCUUGAAGGUUGUGACCAGCAACCAUCACUUGGUAAGGCAGACAGGAUGAUAACAGAGUCUCAAGCUCAGCUCACAAAUGAAGACAGCAGUGCUGUUGUGACGGAGCCAGCAGAAGGUCGUACUGAUCUACAGGAAGUCCAGAUUCUGGAGGAUAUAGAGAUUGGUCGUGAGAUUACAGUGGCAGAAGACAACGAAGAAGACAAUGACAUUUCAAUUAUUGUGAAGCCACAGGAACCUGAGGUUCUUCCAAAGAAGUUGAAAGAAAAAAUAUGCGAAAAAAUCGGUGCUGUCGAAAAGACUGAUGGAGGAAAAAAGGGACCGGAGGUGGAGAAACCCAAGAAACAAGAAAUGAAUACGCAAGCAAGAACCAAAGCCCGUCUCGCAGCUCUGGCUGAACAGAGAGCUGCAGAGUCUAAGAGAUCUGCAAACAGACAGCAGCUGAAUCUUUUAGCGCUUUGUGAGGAAAUCGCAGAGGACAUUGCCACAGACAGCAUGUUACUGAAGAGGAUAGAGGAGGAAAAACUGGCUGCUGCAGCGGCUGCAGCUGCUGCUGCCAAGACCGAAGCAACCAAGAAAAUCCCUCCAUCUGCCAACCCACAAGAUACAGAUUUGGGUAAUGUUGUUACCCCUGCUGGACCAGAAGGGGCCUCUGCAUCUGAGCUGCCAAGCCAAGAAGCAGCUGAAACGCAAAGUGUUGAAGUUCCUGUCUCUCAAAACGCAGAAGCACCUGCAGCAGUAAGAGCUGAAGCACCUGUCUCACAAAGAUCAGAAGCAUCUGUUGCUCAAUCCUCAAUCCAAACCAAGCCUCCAGCGGAGCCUUCGAAGAGACGCUUUUUCAUCUCGCAGGUUUCAGUGCCGCUGAAAGCUCACGAGAAAAAGAAGCUCACUCGAUAUCAAAGACUGAGGCAGGUGGAACUCCAGAGGGAGAAAAUGUCCUGGGCGCGUGUGAAAAAACUCAAAUCCGACCAAGCAAACCAGAUGUUUUCAGGCAUGGAUUGGCAAGCGCAGUUUUCUGCCGCCUCUUUGUUUCCAGCAAUUACCGUUGCAGCAAGUCCUCCACCUGCAGCUUCACCAUCAAAAACAUCUUCAACCAGUCCUGCUACGGCGAGCAAACCUGCUCCAACAGUGGCAGAAGUUUCCAAGGCUCACACUCCAAAAGAAGAACCAGCGAAAGCAACACCUGUCAAAACUGAACCGUCAACAACAGAAACUGCCAAAGUCAAACCAGUUAAAACAGAAGUCACCAAAACUGACCCCAUUCAAUCAGACGCCACAAAAGGUGUUCCUGUAAAGGCAGAAACUGCCAAAAGCGAUUGUCCUGUUACUGAAACCCGCAUGACUACAAGGCAAAGCAAAGCUCAAGCCACUAAAGGCGCUGCUGCACCAGGACCUGCCCCCAAAGUUACCCGGUCAGCGGCCAAAAGGAGCCUCCCAGCACUGCCUCCUCCCAUGCCCAACGGACUUAAUUCUCAAAAGCCAAAACUGGAAAUCGAGUACAAGCCAUAUCGACCCAGACCCAAGUAUUCUCCAGAUGAUUUUGAACUGGAUGAUGACGACCAGCUGCUAGCUCCUUUGACAAAGCAGAAUCUGCCUGUCCGGCCCCCUCAUCCCAGCCACCAGUCAAACCCGGCAUCAUCAUCUAAACCACAGUUAAAACCCAUAGUCUCAUCACAACCUGUCAGUCGAGCAAAUCUCAAAGCUCAGGCUCCUGGACAGCCAAAGUCUACCGUUGAAGCUCAAGCUCGUAUGCCAUCAAAAGCUACAAGUUCCGUUUUACCAAAGUCUGCACCUUCUGCCAGCACUCCAUCUCCUGCUGCUCCACAAUCCAAACUCGUUCUAGCUCCGGGACAACCUAAAGCAGUUGCUUCUGCCACCCCACAUUCCCAGAAAGCAGGUUCCAGUGUUACCCAGGUCAAGCCGUCUCCUCCAGCAGUAGCUGUUUCAGCCACAUGCAGGACAAAGCUUGCUGUCGCUUCAGUGCCUCAGAAAUCCUCCAGUCCCCCUUCGCAGGAAGAUGACAAAACCAAGCAGACAGCGAGUGCUUCUUCCUCUGCCUCCUCCCUUGUACCUGCAAAAGACUCGGAAGUGUCAAACAACACACAGGAUGAAGAAAAACCUGGAGAAAAUAAGGCAGAAAAAAUCAAGAUGCUGGGAAACGAAUCGCAAAAGCCUGUCCAAGAGAACAGCGUAACGAAGCCCCAGGAUGAUGCAACCCCACUCUCGGAUGCUCGUCUCCAAAGAGAAGUCAAGAAAAUAAAGGAGGCUGACAAAGACAACACUCAGACGGUCAUUGAUGCAGGACAGAAGCACUUUGGACCAGUGGCCUGCAGCGUGUGUGGGAUGCUCUACUCUGCUGCCAAUGCUGAGGAUGAAUCCCAGCAUUUGCUUUUUCAUAACCAGUUCGUCAGCGCUAUCAAAUAUGUGGGAUGGAAGAAAGAGAGGAUUCUGGCAGAAUACCCUGAUGGCAAGAUCAUCCUGGUCCUACCCGAUGAUCCUAAAUAUGCUCUAAAGAAGGUUGAAGAAAUUCGGGAGAUGGUGGACAAUGACCUGGGCUUCCAGCAGGUGGAGAUGAAGUGUCCCUCUCAGACCAAAACGUUCCUCUUCAUCUCUGUUGACAAGAAAGUGGCUGGAUGUCUCAUAGCGGAGCACAUCCAGGAGGGUUUCAGGGUGAUUGAGGAGGGCCCUCCUGAGGGCUCUGAGGGGGAGAAGGUGAUGUUUGAGCGCCAGAGAGCGUGGUGCUGCUCCACUACGCCGGAGCCCGCCAUAUGUGGCAUCAGUCGCAUCUGGGUGGUCAGCAUGAUGAGACGGCAGGGCAUCGCCUCGCGAAUGCUGGAGUGUCUCAGGAAUAAUUUCAUUUUUGGCUCCUACCUGAGCAAGGAUGAGAUUGCCUUCUCGGACCCCACUCCCGACGGAAAACUCUUUGCCACAAAUUAUUUUGGCACUUCUCAGUUUUUAGUUUACAACUUUGUGAGCGGGACACGUUUCUCCCAACCCAAAACCCAUAAGGUAUGACGGUCAGUGGAAGCCCUGGAUUUAACUCACCAGUAACACCUCUCAUCCUCUCUACAAGCAGUGUCCAACACUAAGCCUCCUCUGUGUGUAAAAACAACACAUGCUGUAAAUAACUCCUCAGUGAGGUCUGUCAUCGGCUCAAAUCUCAGGAUGAAAACAACAGGAAUUGUUGGAAAAAUGCUUUGAAUUCACCCUUUAAUCUUUCCCCGUAUAUAAUUUUAUAACCAAUUUAAGGCAAACUGGUUAUUUUUUUAAAAACUUUAGUUUACAUGCAUGACCUGACAGCAAUAGAAACAAAAAAGCAUAUUAUGGUUUUGACUCAGCAACCUGCAUAAAACCAAUAUUUUUAGUAUUUUUUUGUUUGUAGCACUGGAAUUUAAAUCCCGUCAACUGAAUUGUGUGUUUUGUUGCCUAACAGCCACAAAAACACAACAGUUUGCGCUAAGAGUUGUGAGUUGUUAUUAGGGCAUUCAUCGUGUCAUCACCACACCUGAAACGUUGCUCUCCAAGCCGAGCCAUAUACCUAACCCGUUUCAGGAGGGGGCUGUAGCCUUUAAUGUAUGACUGGUGGUUUUUUUGUUUUUCUCUGUCUGAAUGCUUUUAUUUUUAACACUUUUGCCUGUAAACAGUAUAAAAACUUUAUAUUCCUUUAGUUAAACGAAUCAUCUUAUUUUUUAGUAACAAAUUAAAAUUUAUAUGAAAUAAUUAUGUAGAUUUAUGCAUACUGUAACCAGAUUUUUUUAAGGAAGAGGUUUGAAGGCACACGUGUUUAACGGUAUAGUCCGUGAUGGUGAAUAUUAAACAGUUUUGGGGUCGUAUAAUUGUGUGCCCAAAAUCAAUAACUCUUAUUGAUCGGCAGUAUCGUUGUUUUUUUCUUCUUCUUUAUAAAUUAGCUGCUUUUAAGAGAUGUGUUGUGUAAGAAAACUAAUUUGAUUCAUACAAAGCUGUUAUGUAAAUAUUUAUUUAAAUAAAACUCUUUUUUUCGGCC
Messenger RNA from Oryzias latipes (Japanese medaka), 11359 nucleotides. RefSeq lists its product as uncharacterized. The record is from RefSeq and is a predicted model, not a curated record. Gene Ontology annotation, cellular component: nucleus; chromatin. Gene Ontology annotation, molecular function: protein-lysine-acetyltransferase activity. Gene Ontology annotation, biological process: mitotic sister chromatid cohesion. Lineage: Eukaryota; Metazoa; Chordata; Actinopteri; Beloniformes; Adrianichthyidae.